AUGCCAUUUUUGAACACAGCCUCAUACGACAGAGCUUGCAACAACGCAAUCACUCCUCAGUAUCCCUUCUCUCUACGAUUGCAACUCCAUCGGACCUCCCGAUGUUUCUGCUCCAGCCUCAUUUGGAUGUGGAUGAGACGGAUUUCCGUGGCCUGCCUGCCUUCCAAAUGUCUGCCUUUCAGGCUGAACGAGCAACACGACGGAAGAAAUGGAAAGAUGGUGUUGAUGCGUUGUACACUUGCUGCGCACUGUGGGGUUAUGGCGGCAAAAGCGUCUGCACGCCCAACCGCGUUGAGGCCCCAGAAGCAUCAGAGUUUUGACAUGCAGGACGUCAAACAGACAAUGUAA
Messenger RNA from Fusarium verticillioides 7600, 348 nucleotides. RefSeq lists its product as hypothetical. The transcript has a single exon. NCBI's taxonomy places the organism in Eukaryota, Fungi, Ascomycota, Sordariomycetes, Hypocreales, Nectriaceae. The coding region runs from base 1 to 348 and encodes 115 amino acids. The record is from RefSeq and is a predicted model, not a curated record.